UACCGUGCGGUAUGAUGCGGACCCUGUGACGCGGCAGUGUCGAUACGGCUGUGGCGGUUGCAGGUCGUGUGGGCGAUAGCGUGAUGCGAGCAAGUGGCUUUCUCGCUGGCUAAAGAUCCCCGCAGGUGCACGCAUCGUCGGGAAUCAUGGAAGAAGUUUUUCAGAACGGCAACUAUCAGAGGGAGGCUAACGCCAACAUGACCGCCGUCGAGACGCGGAAAGAGGGAUGCCUGCUCGAUCACAUGGAGAUCUCAAUAGUCGAGGCUGAGAAAAGGGCGAAUAGGGCGCUUAAUCUAAGAGAAUUCUACACGGUAUACCUCAUUGAAACUAAAGUCACAGAUCCAGAUUUCAAAAGCGCGCUGACUAGAAUAAGUUCGUUAUGGCGACGAUACACCGAGUUUGAAUUACUCCGUGCUUACCUGGAGAUCUCGUAUCCUUACAUCGUACUACCGCCACUACCAGAGAAGAAAGUUCUCUAUGCGUGGCAAAAAGUAACAACUGAUACGUUCGAUCCAGACUUUGUUGAUCGUAGAAGAGCGGGUCUCGAGAAUUUUCUCAUAAGAGUGGCGUCGCAUCCCAUACUAUCGCGCGAUGAACACUUCAUGGGAUUUCUCCAGCAAAAGGACGGCUGGAGAGAGAGUGUCAAAGAAACGGGCUACCUGCAGAUUGCAGAGUCGAAAUUGAAAGCCCUUAGCGUAGCGGUACGACUAAGAAAGCCGGAUAAACGUUUCGAGACUAUAAAAAAUUACGGAAUUGAGCUUCAGAAUAAUUUAUGCAAUCUGCUGCGAGUACGCGCGCGUCUCGUCGAGAAGCAACACAGUCUAUACAAGUUACACGCGAAUUACGGUCGCGUCUUUAGCGAAUGGAGUGCCAUAGAGAGAGAGAUGGGCGAUGGACUGCAGAAAUCGGGACACUACUUGGACUCAUUAGCGGCAACGAUAGAUACUACUCUCGAGGAGGAAGAACUUAUAGCCGAUCAGCUGAAGGAGUGGUUGUUUGGCGCCUCCGCCUUGCAAGCUGUGGUUAAACGUAGAGAAGCUCUGCAGUUGGCCAAGGAUGAAGCCCACGAUGCUUUAACUGCCGCAUUCGAACAGAAAGACAAAGUCAUGCAAGGUAAGGCCGGUCUGAUGUCGCGCUUAUUCGGCUCCGUGGAUACCGAGGAAGUUCGCGAAUUGAAGAUCCUUCAAUUGGAACAGCGAAUCGCACAACACGACGAGGCUGUCAAACAAGUCGACGAAGACUUAAAGUCUUUCUCAAUCAAAGCCAUGAUGGACAUCGAAAGAUUUCAACACCAAAAAGUCAUCGACUUGAAGGAGACUUUGGCGGCUUAUUGCGUAUUGCAGUUCAAAUUAGCUAGAAAGGGUCUCCAGGCGUGGCAGCACAUCAAGGGUUGUCUCGAGAGUAUGCCGUAAAAAGUCUCAUUGUAAGAGACUGUAUCGCAAAACAAUAAUAGUUUACGCGUCUCUCUCUCUUCUCUCUCUCUCUCUUUCUCUCUCUCUCUCUCAUGCGAAUUAUACAUUCCUGCAUUUGUAAGUUUACUCAUGCCGUACGCUUAUUAUUAUAUUGAUGUACAUGUUUGUUAUUAUUAUUUAAUGUCAAAUCUAUACACACACACACACACACCACA
This is a messenger RNA of Dinoponera quadriceps, 1627 nucleotides long. Its product is annotated as sorting nexin-4-like. The transcript is spliced from 9 exons. The coding region runs from base 147 to 1412 and encodes 421 amino acids. The record is from RefSeq and is a predicted model, not a curated record. NCBI's taxonomy places the organism in Eukaryota, Metazoa, Arthropoda, Insecta, Hymenoptera, Formicidae. Gene Ontology annotation, molecular function: phosphatidylinositol binding. Gene Ontology annotation, biological process: protein transport.